Cololabis saira (Pacific saury) is the source of this 4398-nucleotide messenger RNA. RefSeq names its product T cell immunoglobulin and mucin domain containing 4 (gene timd4). NCBI's taxonomy places the organism in Eukaryota, Metazoa, Chordata, Actinopteri, Beloniformes, Belonidae. The transcript has 8 exons. The record is from RefSeq and is a predicted model, not a curated record. Bases 365 to 1921 code for a protein of 518 amino acids. Gene Ontology annotation, molecular function: GTP binding.
CAAAGCGGCAUGAGGGUAGAAACAGCUGGAGACACAAGUCUUCAUGAUAACACCUGAGGGUCUCACCUGGAGCAGCCGUGGACACGCCCAGGUUUAAAAUACUUAACAAUUUGGUGACCCUGACGUGAUGUGAGAAGAAGUCCUUGACUUCCAGACGUCGCUGAUUGGACUCCGCUGUCAAAUUCCCGAACCCCACGGCACACACAGGACCGCCCAGAUAAGAGACCAACUGAUGUGACGUAGUGGAUGUGGUCUGGAGCUUUCAGAGAUAAAAAGGUCUCUGCAAGUCAACUCACAGAGAACUCAUCGUCCUGACAACAAGUUUUUAUUCAUCUUCUUCAUCUACAUCAUCCCCAUCUUGACAAUGCAGAGUCAAACAAACAGGAGAGGCAACCUAGUACAUUUCGUGAAAUAUCGCCACACAAGGCUGGAUGACUUGAAACAGAUAGCGAAGGAUUUUGGAUUGCAAAGCAAGUACCUCUACCUAAGAAACCUCCCAGAGAGCCCCCACCCAGAGUUUCACACGGUUCGUCUGAAGCAUGAAACAACACCAGAUGGGUUACGUGGGAUCAGGAAGGACCAAGGUUUCAGGGAUCCAUCUGAAGACUCCCUGGUCUGGUGGAGUCUGGCCAUGGGACCAGAAGAGAUUCAGUCUGCUGAGACCAGGUUCUUGGAGGAAACCUUCCCAGACCGGACAGAGGAGCAGGCCUCCGAGCAGCAGAGCUUCCUGUGGAGGUUUACCACCUCCCCGGCCUUCAAGAACACAUCCAGGCUGGGCUGGUACCGCUUCACCUUCCCUCUGGAGGAGGUGCUGGGGGCCUACAGUACGCAGUUUUGUGGCGGUGUGCAGCCGAUCAUGCGGAUCUACAAGACUGACUUGUACAAACAGGAGGUGAUGCAUGUCGUGCUGGUCCACAGCCCAGCUGAUCAGGACGACUUCUCCGAAUAUCCUUUACUGACUGAUGACGACCCGAAUGCCAUCUGCGUCUUCAGAGAUGGUAGAUUCAUCUGGAGACCUGAGGCCAUGUCCGAGACACACAACUUGGAGCUGAUCUACACACAAGGUAGAAAUGUGAUGGAAGUGAAGGACGUGCCUUCUGCUCGGUUUUAUGUUUGGGAUCAUGCCGCCGUCGCCUUCCACGUGAAAAGGGGACAGACCCUGAAGUUCGAUAUUGAUGGACUCAGACAGAACCUGAAGUACUGCAACCCUGACAAAGUUCAAUACACUCUAAGCAAUGAAACACAUCACACUUUUGAUGAGGCAAAACAGCUGGUUAAGAGUUUGUGGCCGGACUUUGGCCGCCGCCUGGAGGUGGAGCGUUCGCUCCUGCAGGGUUUUAGAGUGUCGGCCAUCAAACUGAUCCUCGUUGGAUGGAUUGGAUCAGGGAAGAGUUCCAUUGGAAACCUCAUACUGGGAAGACACGCCUUCGGUACGGCCAGUCCUGCUGCCAGCCCACCAACAGGGACCCCUCACUGCUGUCUCCAAAGAGGGAAGGUGUUUGACUGGAUGGUGGACGUCAUCGACACUCCCGGUCUCUCUAAAACAGUCAGCCCCACGCUGAGGAGCGAGCUCUUCGGUUGCAUCAACUCAUCGGCACCGGCACCCCACACCCUCUUACUAGUCAUCAAGCUGGGGCCGUCUUUUGCAGAGGUGCAGGACACCUUGAGCCAGGUGGAGAAGAUGUUUGGUGAGAACAUCUGGAGGAAGACCGUGGUCAUCUUCACCACAGAGGACCAGACUGAACUGGACAUUGAGGAGCAGCUGAAGGAGGCUAAACGUCAGCUGCGCAGCGUCUUGUUAAAGAACGUGAACAACAGAUACCAGGUCCUGAAGAUCAACCCUGACCACUAUGAUGACGGUCAGCAGGUCUGGGAUCUGCUUUAUGCUGCAGAAAGGACUGUUCUCAACCAGGGCAAGUGACCAUAUUUGGUAACUUCUAUGGUUAUUACCAAAUAUAGUGACAAAGUUAAUAGAGGUCCUUUGAGAUUAAAGCAGCACAAUGUAACUUUCAGCUUUUGUUGAGUUUGGCGGCUCCUUUGGACAAAAGCGGUAGUGCUUUACCAGAAAAAACACUACAUUUCCCAUGAGCACCAGCGCGUACUGCCGGAAAACUCCCGUCCCCGUCGCAUGCAUUUGAUAAUACGCUCUGGUUUUGUUCUACGGCACCUUUUUCCUGUCACGUUUUUUAGAGGGACUUUUCAUACAUUAGUAGUCCAACAUACCAACAUACUCAGCCCUGCACAAUUUAACAGUUCUCAGGAAAAAUAGUAGAAAUGUUCUUUACAUUUUCUUUGCAUUGCAUUUUUUCCUCUAGUGCUGUAAUUCUAUUCAAUUGUAUUAUUAUUUUAUAAAGCUUCCUCAUUGCCAAUUACACAAUUUUAUGAUCACUAUUAUUAUUCUGUAUCUGUUGUUGAUAUUGUCAGUAAUUUUAGAAUUACCAAAACCCAAGGCGAAUCCUCUGAUAAAACUUUUAUUUUCUUCUGAUUUUUCGCUGCUUCGGCCAUGAUACCAGCUCCGCGUUAAGCUCAACAACAGCUUCUGCUGAGCUCUGCGCUCCAAGCCCCGCCCAUUUUCAUCUUGACUACGAAUCUGGAAGGAGGGGGAAGUGACGUAUGCCGUAAAGCAGUCAAAGCCGUAAUAUGAUAUUGAGGUGGAAAAGUUACAUAGUGCUGCUUUAAGGAACCUCUUUCAAGUAUUUUAUUGACUGUCCUGUAAAGGGUUGCUAUUAAGGCUUUGGUACCUAUCAGUGAUGUUUUGCUUUUUCGAAAUGGGGGGGUGAAGGAGACAGAUUUUGGGGCCCAUGGUUGAGGGCCCAGAGAGGCCCCCAAUGAUAAUGAAAUGAUAAGACAGAAAAAUAAUGACAAUAAGUUAUUAAAGCUAGGGUCUACGAUCUUGAGUUUAAAAAAAAAAGACACCUACUCACCAUACAACCCCCUUUUCGGGCUGAAUGGCGCCUAUUAUUUGACUUCUUUGCAGGAUUACAGCAGAUAGAAGAAUUAUUUUCUUUUCGUUCUUUUUGCUAAUCAUAUUUCAUAGGUAACGCUAUUGGGCCAUAACAACCUUAUAAAUGAUUUUGAUAAAAAUGUACAAUAUGUAAAAUCGUAGACCCUAGUUUUAACUAACAUAUAAUCACAAAUGUUUUAUUUUUUUAAUGUCCUGGUAGCAAUAACUUUAUUUGUUUUGGAAAAAUCGACGCCUGCAGGGCCGCCCCUCUCUAUUUCUGUACAAUGGUUGACUCCGACUGGAUCAGCGGCGGUUUCUCACAGACAGAGUGCUCAGCUCUUCCCCUACUGUACUUAUCAACUGUCAUGUUGUUCUUUCACAAAUAUGGUAAUGAUAGUCAAAAAUACCAUUAAAAUGCAUAAUUGCAUGUAAAAUAGCAUCACAACAUGUUGACGCUGUGUCUUGGGAGCCUGUAAAGAUUCUAGGCCCAAAAUCCCUAGUGGCGCUCCUGGACACGGUCACAGCAAAAUGAAGACUCAUCUCGAUUUACUUUUAUUUUGAAAUGUGCAUCAGAUGAAUGUGACAAUGUUCCUGAAAGUGUCAAGCAUGUAAUAAUGAGAUGUUUAUAUUUGGACCGACCAACAUGAAUCAAAUUCUUGAAUGUGUACCUUGUUAUUAUGUCUGAGCUCCACUGAUGAUGGUUAAAUUGUGAUCGGCUUGAGGUUGCAGGGUGCAGUCUUCUCUCCUGAACCUCUGUAGAAGUUAAUAUUUAAAUGUGCAGAACUGUUCAGUCAUAAACUUUUCUUCCUUUAAAAAUGUUCUUAUCAUAUUGAAUGUUGCUUUUAUUUCUGCUGCUGGAAAACAUUUUAACAUUUUAUCUAUCAGGUCCAUUGAUAUCAAGGUGAUUUAAAUGAUGUAAUCGUGUUUGUUUGUUAAAACAAAGUAAACUUUAGUAAAGUAAAGUAAAAUGCUUCUAGUUUUUGCUUUUGUGGUUCAUGAUAUUAAGAACAUGAAGAUUUUUGUUUUUUAUCAUUCUGGUGUAGAUCUGCUGGUGUGUUUGUGAUCAUUUCCUGUCACAUGACCCAGUUUCAUCCAGUUUUCAGCUGUCAGACAGAUGUCCUCACAUUUGUCCCUAGAAGACUCUGGUCUGCAGAGGACUUCCUGGUCCCUCAGUGAUAGGAAGGUGUCCAGGUCCUGUAGAUGUUUUGUGGACUUCAGUCCUGCUUCCAUGUUCCUUUUAGACAGAAAAAGUUUUCUCCUGGAAACUCUUGCAGACGUCCUGGUUCUGUUUCUGAUGGUUCUGUCAUGAACUUCAAUGUUUUACACGACCACUGAGGUCUGAGAUGAUCAGCACUGCCUUUGAUAGUACGGAGGGAGAAACAACUCCCUGGUGAAAGAAGACGGUACUCACCAUCUUCUCUCUGCCCUCGUUUUUGUUAAAUAAAGACUGACAU